CACAGUAGCACGCCGGCACACCUCUCCGUCUUCCUCCCUAUAAGCUUUGCUGUGCACUCCCCUCCUCUCGCCCCGGACUGUGCCCCACUCGGGCGAAUCUGCCGACUCUGAGUCAAGGGAAUCUGCAGCCCCCCGAGCACCAGUCACAGUAGCCCGCCUCCGCAUCUCUCCGUCGUUCUCCCCACGGCCAUCCCUGUGCGAUUCCCUCCUCUCGCCCCUCACUGUGCCCCACACGGGGGAAUCCACCGACUCUGAGUCAAGGGCUGGGUCUAGCGUAGAUGUAUCUAGACGAUGCCUAUAAGCCUCCCCACCUGCAUCGUCAUAAGCCUUCCCACAUGCUUCGCUAUAAGCCUCUCGUUUAUCCUCCCUAUAGCCUCCUCUGCCUCCCCUCUCCCCCCUGCCUGUGCCCCGCUCAGGGGAGUCGAUAGACUCUGAUUCAAGAGACGAUUCGUCCAUCGCAUUGAGUGCAGCAAAGCCCAGCGCAUAGGAGUUGAAAGGAUUAUGCUGGACAUGCCCCCCGUCCAACCGUCCUUCCCCCUGAAAGCUAUUCCUGCAAGCCGCACCCUCCCCUCCUCCCCCCAUCGACCUCCCCCUCCCCAGGGGCGAGCGCCGUCGGCCCGCCAAACCCCGCCUCUCUCCCCUUGCUCCGUCCUCAAUUACCCUAUUCCCAAGUUCCAGGGAAGCACGCACCUCCCCUCCUCCUCCCCCCAUCGACCUCCUUCUUCCCAGCGGCGAGCGCCUUCGGCCCUCUGUCCCCCGCAUCUUUCCCGCUCCUCCCUGCUCAUAACCCCUAUUCCUGUCGACCAAGAAAUCAAUCUCUUCCCCCCAUCCUGCCCCCCCCAUCGACCUCCUUCUUCCCAGCGGAGAGCGCCUUCGGCCCUCUGUCCCCCGCCUCUCUCCCGCUCCUCCCUGCUCAUAACCCCUAUUCCUGUCGACCAAAUAAUCAAUCUCUUCCCCCCAUCCUGCCCCCAUCGACCUCUGCCUCCCCAGCGGCAAGCGCCAACGAGCCCCCGAAUCCCGCCUCCCUCCCAGUCUUCCCCAUUCCUUAUCACCGCUUUGAGGGGGCUCAAUCUCCCCACCUUGUACCGCCAAAGAAGCAGCCUCCAAUCCCCCUCCCCCCAUCGACCUCCUCCUUCCCAGAGGCGAGCGCCUUCGAGACCCGGAAUCCCGCCCCCCUCUCGUUCUUCCCCAUUCCAUAUCACCAUUCCGAGGCUCAGGGGGCAUUCCAACAGAGUCAAGCGAGUCAACGCAGGUCUUCUCAGCCGCAUCGAGCUUCCCGGAUCCCCUCCUCCCCCGCGGCUCUCGGGUUCGGUACUCUAACGGGGGUUCUCUCAGAAAGUCAAGCGAGUCAACGCAGGUCUUCUCAGCAGCACCCAGCGUCCAGGACCCCCUCCUCUCCAGCAGCAUCCCCCUUCCUUGGGAAUCCAGCACUGUUUCCGGCUGUAGCCAAGGCUUUUCAGCAAAUUCAAACGGGUCAACGCAGGUCUUCUCAGCAGCACCCAGCGUCCAGGACCCCCUCCUCCCCAGCAUUCCCACACCCUCAGUGGCUUGGACUACUUCCACCGACUCUAAAGGCGGCACAGGAGGCAUUUCAGCAACGUCGUCAAACGAGCCCGCGUGGGUCUGGCCACCACAGGACCGGAGAUCCAGUGAUCUUUGCUUAUGAAUCCGCCCCCCCUUCUUGUCCUUGAGCUGUGCUACUCUUGAUUUCACCACCGGCUUUCCAAGAAAGUCAAACGGGUCAACGCAGACCUGGGCGGUGGCUGUGCGCUCAGCAGAAAAACCAGCAGAACCAGUAGCAUUACUACCAGCUGCAGCAGCAGCAGCAGCAGCAGCCCCAGCAGCAGCAUGCAGAGGCACAUCUGACCCUCUGCAUCUGCCAGCGGCUCCAGCAGCAGCAGCAGCAGCAUCUGAUAAAUCAUCUUCAGAAGUGAGCUGGCAGAUCGGCAAUGGUCCUAGUCAAGAGACCUGUGUCGGGGCCCUAGCAGCUGCAGCUGCUGCUGCUGCUGCAUCUGCCCCUCUCCCCUCUGGAGCCUUUGCUCCUUAUCCUCUUGCUUCCCCCUUCCUUGUAUGUGCUGCUCCUGCUCUUGCUGCUGCUGUUGCUGGCUCUGCUCCUUCCCUUUCUGUUCCCCCCUCUGCUGCUGCUGCUGCUGCUGCUGCUGCAAAUGCAGCACCUUUGGAGUAGCCUUCUCCUUUACCAACACACUACUCGCAGUGCCUCCCCCGCCUUUCUCCUCCACACUCCUUCCCCUCUCCUCUCCUCUUCGCUUCUCUUCCCCUCCUCUCAUCUUCAUUUCUCCUCCUCUCCGACUCUCCCCUCCUCUCAUCUUCACUACUCUCUGCCUUCCCACCUGUAGACUCCUAGGGUCUAGAGACGCCUGCCUAGCACCAAGGCCCCCCAAUCUCGGCCCCUCGGGAGGUUUCCCAAGAAAUUCCAGAGGGUUGGCUGCUGCUUCCCUUGCAGGUGCAUUUGCCAGUGCAUUGGCUGCUGCUUUCCCCACCUGUAAACUCCUCGGGUCGAGAGACGCCUGUCUACCUCCCAACCGUCGCGUUCUAGGCCCCUCGGGCGGCUUCCCAAGAAACUCCAGGGGGUUGGCUGCCGCUUCCCUUGCAGCUGCACUUCCAACAGCACUUGCACUUGCACUUGCACUGGCCGUUGCAGUUGCAGUUGCAAUGGCCGCUGCAUGUCUUACCUGUAAGCUCCUGGGAUCUAGAGACGCCUGUCUCCCUCCCAGCCUUCGCAUUCUCGGCCCCUCGGGUGGCGUCCCAAGAAACUCCAGGGGGUUGGCAGCUGCCUGAGCGGUUGCACUUGCAGCACCUGCAGCACCUGCAGCACCUGCAGCAUCUGCAGCACUUGCAUUUGCAUUUGCAGAGAGCCUUAGAGUUUUUGGAUCUAGAGAUGCCUGCCUUGCUCCCAGCCUCCGCGUUCUCGGUCCCUCGGGCGGCUUCCCAAGAAACUCCAGGGGGUUGCCUGCCGCUUCUCUUGCAGUUUCCCUAGCCGAUGCACCUUCACCAGCAGCACCUGCACCAGCAGCACCUUCACCAGCAGCACCUGCACCAGCAGCACCUUCACCAGCAGCACCUGCACCAACAGCACCUUCAACAGCAGCACCUGCACCAGCAGCACCUGCACCAGCUACAGUUGCAGUAGUAGAGAGCACAGAGCUAUCCAGCAUGUGUUUGUGUAGAGGACUGGUGGCAAGAGGGCUUCUAGAAAGCGGGCUAUAAGAGGGAGGGCUUUCUGCACUGGGACUUCUUAAUUGGGGGCUCCUGAUACCUGGGCUCCUUAGAUGCGGGCUCCUUAUACCAGGGCUCCUUAUACAGGGGCUUGUAACUGAAGGGCUAUUAGGGAAAGUGCCUUUAG
Closterium sp. NIES-67 is the source of this 3364-nucleotide messenger RNA. The record is from the annotation of a GenBank genome assembly. NCBI's taxonomy places the organism in Eukaryota, Viridiplantae, Streptophyta, Zygnematophyceae, Desmidiales, Closteriaceae.